AUGGAGGCAAUCAAGCUCCAGAGGAAGUAUCCUCAAUUCUCCCAAGAGGAAAUGAUGGGCCUCAUCUCGCGCUUCCGCACGCUCGAUGUUGAAGAAAAGGGCAGCAUUCCAAAGCAAGAUGUUAUCAAGGCCAUCCAAGACCAAGGCGAUGCUUCUUACGAUCAGGUCCGUGAAACACUCAAGGAAGUCGACUUGGACGCCUCGGGUCGAGUCGAGCUCGACGACUACGUCGACCUCCUCGCAAAGAUCCGUGCUGGCCGCAACGCAUCUGCUGGUGUCGUCACCAAGGGCAAAGUGUUCGUCAAGGGCGCCACUUCCUCCACUCAACACACCAUCAACGAGGACGAACGUACCGAGUUUACCCGCCACAUCAACUCGAACCUUUCAGGAGAUGCUCAUAUCGGCUCACGACUGCCCAUCCCCACCGACACGUUCCAGCUGUUUGACGAGUGUCGAGACGGCCUCAUCCUCUGCAAGCUCAUCAACGAUUCCGUCCCUGACACUAUCGAUGAGCGUGUUCUCAACUUUGGUAAGGGCGGCAAGGGUCCCAACGCAUUCCAAAUGACCGAGAACAACAACAUCGUCAUCACCUCCGCCAAGGCCAUCGGUUGCAGUGUCGUCAACAUUGGACCCCAGGACAUCAUCGAUGGCAAAGAGCAUCUUAUCCUCGGUCUCGUCUGGCAAAUUAUCCGACGUGGUCUGCUCAGCAAGAUCGACUUGAAGAAUCACCCAGAGCUCUACCGUCUCCUGGACGAAGGCGAGACGCUCGAAGAGUUCUUGCGCCUCCCACCGGAUCAGAUCCUGCUCCGAUGGGUCAACUACCAUCUCAAGGCCGCCAACUGGCACCGUCGCGUUACCAAUUUCAGCAAGGACGUCUCGGACGGUGAGAAUUACACGGUGCUGCUCAACCAGCUCAAGCCCGAUCAGUGCGAUCGUGCUCCUUUGCAGCAGAGCGACGUGCUGCAGCGUGCAGAGAUGGUCUUGCAGCGUGCAGAUGCCAUCGGCUGCCGCAAGUACUUGACGCCUGGAUCCAUGGUGGCGGGUAACCCGAAGUUGAACUUGGCCUUUGUGGCGCAUCUCUUCAACACCUGGCCGUGUCUCGAGCCACUCGAGGAGGCACCUCCUGUUGAGAUUGAGGACUUUGACGCCGAGGGAGAGCGCGAGGCGCGUGUUUUCACCCUCUGGCUCAACAGUCUCGACGUGGAACCGGGUGUCUACAACCUGUUCGAAGAUCUCAAGGACGGUACCGUCAUUUUGCAAGCGUUUGACAAGGUCAUCCCUGGCUCUGUCACCUGGCGUCGAGUGAGCAAGCCCAAAGAGGGGCAGGAGCUGUCGCGUUUCAAAGCGGUGGAAAACACAAACUACGCCGUCGACCUCGCCAAGGCGUCCAACAUGCACAUCGUCGGCAUCCAGGGUGCCGACAUCGUCGAUGGCACCAAGACGCUCACCUUGGGUCUGGUGUGGCAGCUGAUGCGACUCAACAUCACCAAGACGCUCUCUUCGCUCUCCAAGGGAGGACGUGGGGUCAGCGACGGAGACAUGGUCGCGUGGGCCAACAACCUGGUCAAGGCCAGCGGCAAGUCGACCCAGAUCCGCUCGUUCAAGGACCCACAGCUCAAGACGGCUGUCUUCUUCCUCGACUUGCUCAACGCGCUGCGUCCCGGGAUUGUGGACUACAGUCUGGUCAACCAGGGCAGGACCGAGGAUGAGAGCAAGAUGAAUGCUAAACUGGCGAUCAGCAUUGCGAGAAAGCUGGGCGCACUCAUCUUCUUGGUGCCGGAGGACAUUAUCGAGUUGCGACAGAGGCUCAUCUUGACAUUUGUGGGUUCGUUGAUGGCUAUUCAGACGUGA
Molecule: messenger RNA, 1851 nt
Organism: Sporisorium graminicola
Lineage: Eukaryota; Fungi; Basidiomycota; Ustilaginomycetes; Ustilaginales; Ustilaginaceae
Exons: 2
Coding region: 1-1851 (616 amino acids)
Biological process (GO): actin filament network formation; actin filament bundle assembly
Cellular component (GO): actin filament bundle; actin filament; cytoplasm
Molecular function (GO): actin filament binding; calcium ion binding
Source: RefSeq, a predicted model, not a curated record